This is a messenger RNA of Phoenix dactylifera (date palm), 11164 nucleotides long. Its product is annotated as vacuolar protein sorting-associated protein, putative (DUF1162). Lineage: Eukaryota; Viridiplantae; Streptophyta; Magnoliopsida; Arecales; Arecaceae. Gene Ontology annotation, biological process: protein retention in Golgi apparatus; protein targeting to vacuole. The record is from RefSeq and is a predicted model, not a curated record.
UCUUCCGCGGUUUCUUGGCCCACUGCCGUCUCUCCUCUCCGCUGUUCCGCCGAAGGGAUAAAAAUCCUUUUGUGGGGCUCCUCACGGCCCUUCGAGGCGCUUCGUAAAUAACCGGAAGCCAAAACCUAACUGGGAACGGCAGAGCACUACCCUCUCUCUCGCUCUCUCAAACUCUGCCAUGUUAAUCUUGUUCUGAAGACCUCUAUAGCGAGAGAGGGGCUAGGGUUAUACCCUCUUCUUCAGCCAGCCAUGUUCGAAGGAGUUGUCAGCCAGGUGCUCGCCGGCUAUCUCGGCCGCUACGUGAAAGGCAUCCAAAAAGAUCAGCUCAAAAUCGGCAUCUGGAACGAACAAAUAUUAUUGGAGAAAGUAGAGCUAAUACUUGAAGCCUUUGACUAUCUGCAGCUGCCUUUUGCGCUGAAGAAUGGACAAAUCGGGAAGUUGAGCAUCAAAAUUCCUUGGAAAAAGCUGGGAUGGGACCCUAUUAUAGUUGUGUUGGAAGAUGUCUACAUAUGUGCCUGCCAGCGAGAUGAUAAUGAGUGGACUUCAGAUUCAGUGGGAAAAAGGGAGUUAGCUGGCAAAAUGGCAAAACUUAAUGCAGUAGAAUUGGGAAAAUUUUCAAAGCGAGUAUGCGACAAUCAGGCUGGCCAGUCAUUUAUUUCGUAUAUUUCUGCAAAGAUUCUUGACAGCAUCCAAGUUUCAAUACAGAAUGUUCAUAUUGUAUACAUUGAUUCUCAUAAUAAUCAGGAAAAUUUUAUAUUUGGCUUAAGAUUUUCGAGUCUUACAGUAAUGACAGAUACAUGGAAGCAGAGUUUUACUGGGUCCUCAAUGGGGAAAUCAAGAGGCGGCCAAGUUGACAAGACUGUUGAAAUAUCAAAUGUCAUACUUUACUGUAACUUGUUAGAGGAAACCCAAAACUUGCCUGGUAUUAAUGAUCCUACUGACCCGCAGCUAUGCGGUAUUUUGAAGUUUGAGUCCGAGAGAUGUGAUUAUAUAAUACAUCCAUUUGAGGUUAAAGUUUUUCUGCAGGCAAACAAAUCUGGAAAGCUUGAUGGUGUGCCUCAAUAUGAUGUUACUGCAGAGCUAUCUACCUUGGCUGUCUUGUUGAAUGAGGUUCAGUUGCAACAGAUUUUAAAUCUCUGGGAUUACUUCUCCAUCUGUGCUCUCAGAAAAAUAUAUGGACGAUACCGUCCCUCUCAGAGCUUGUUAUCAAGGAAGCAUAAAGGAUGGCAGAAAAUGUUGUGGCACUACGCACAAGAAUCUGUUUUAGCAGAUGUUCGUCAAAGAUUAAGGAAGACUUCUUGGAGUUAUCUUGGUAGACGAAUAAACUACCGCCGGAAAUACGUCAAUCUGUACAAAAGAAAGCUGGAAUUACUCCAACAAGAGCAGCUUGUCGGUGAAGAUAUUUUACAAGAGCUAGAAAAGAUGGAUAAAGAGUGUGAUAUUGAUGAUAUCCUGAGCUACAGGUCUAUGGCAGAGCAGCAAUUGCAGGAUUUUUUAUUGAAGUCAAAGUCUCGUAUUAUAGCUACAGGUGAUUCUAAAUCUGCUGAUGAGAAGUACCAAAAUGGUGAACAAUCUUCAAGUAGAGCAUGUGGAUGGUUAAAUUGGUUGUCCCUUGGCAUGCUUGGAGCUGGUGGAACCGCUGAGACCAGUUCAUUUGCUGGCGUUGUUUCAGAUGAAAUUAUCAAGGAUAUUUAUGAGGCAACUGAGUUUCAUCCGGUGGCUGCUUCUAAUGGGCAUCUUCCAAUUAAGGAUAAAUUUUGUUCAUCUUCCAUCAAACUCAACAUUAGCCAAAUUAUCGCUUCAAUCAGCAUAAAGGCAUAUGAUAGGAAUAUUGUUAAAGCAAUAUUCAGUGGAACCAGUGUUGAUUGUGAAUUUUGGGAAGAAUCAGCUGCCAUUCUUGCAUCGAUAAAUUCUUUAGAGAUUGUUAACCCAUGCAACGAGGAGAUCCUGCUAAUGGCUAAAAAGACUAUCCUUCCAGAGAUAUCAACAGAGCACACACUGCCCUUUGUUAAUGUGCAAAUUAACAUGCCACAUUCCAACCAAAACUUUGCAGUUUCAAUAAAGGCUGUGAUCCAACCGUUUGAAGCUACUUACGAAUCAGAAUUCUUUCUUUACCUGGUGCAUUUUUAUCAUGUUAUAACUUCCUUUGACUUCCAGCACAAUAGGGUAUUGUCUUCUCUUAAUGGCUUCAAAAAUUUUAAGGCUAGAUUGCUGUCAAAAGCUAACUACUCUGCUUAUAACCAGAAGAAGUUGUUCUGGGAUGUUACUUUCCACAACAUUAUCCUAAAAUUUCCAUUGAAGAAUGAAGAUUUAGAAUUCCUUGUUAUGGUUUGGGAAUUAGAUGCAUUAUUCUUUAGAUCCAGGUUGCAGACUGAUAAUGGUUCUUCAUUAUUGGAUUAUAUGUCGAAAUUCUGUGUGGUAGAAUUUGCAGAUGAUACGCCACGAAACUUUCAAGUUGAAGACUUCUAUGAUAGUUUUGAGUUUGGACUGACUGGUUUUGAGAUCUACGAGUUGAUGCCUAAUAUUUCCAAAGUUUCUAUUAUUGAAAAAUUUAAUGCUUCUGUUAUAUUGUGGCUUUGCAUUUUCUCAGAUGAACCAUUGCUGAAACAGUUUGAGGCUGAAUGCACCAUACCAUCAAUUGGUAUGCACUUCUCCCAGGCAAUUUAUAGUACUCUUGUUGGAGCAAAUGAAUUGCUCUUAGAAAGAAAAUUUACAGUGGCAAGGGAUGUUCCACAUACUGCUGAGAUUGAUAAUCCAGAUGAUCCCUAUUUUCUUCAGUUCUCUGUGACUGUCAAGUUGGACAAGUUGAAUUUCCAUGUUGACCUUGAAGAUGAUGCAGGCAGUAGUUCGAUUGUCUCGAUUAUUGGAGGUGAUAUAGACAUCAGGUUUGCUCUACAAGAGUCUAUCGAAUUUUGGAUCCUUAUGAAGAUGUUGAAAGCUGAUACCUUUAACAUAAAGAAUGAAUCUGACACAAAUGCAUUAUUUUCUUCAAGAAAUGUUUCUGGUAGCAAACUGCAAGGAGAUGCAUGGAGUGACACUUCUGCAAAGGGUUGCUUGCAGUUGCAUUAUCAAACUAGACGAGAUGAAUGCAUAGUUCACCAUGAAUGCAGUCUGUGUGUCAAUGAUAUAGAUCUUCAUAUCAGUCCUAGAAUUACUGGUUUGUUGCACAAGUUUUUUGAAAGACUUAAUUUGCAAUCUUCUUCUGCUAGUGAUAUUGAGAGAUCCUUUAGACAGAACCAAAAACAUAACAAUAUUAACAUGGUCGAAGUUGAGCUUUCUAAGUUUGGCUUCUCUAACUAUUAUGAUACUGAACGAUCUGCUGGCAUUCCUAUGGACCAAUUUCCUUUUGUAUCUCUCAGAAGUUCAAGCUUCCUAAACAGCAUUGAAGGAUCACUCAUGCAUGAUAUAUCUGAGUUGAGGUGUUUGUAUGUGAAGGAAAGAGAAUCUCCCAGAGGACUAAAAUUAAAUGUCAGGAAGAGGUCAAUCAUGAAAGUAAGAAGUAGUAACACUGCUAUUUCUUCUGAGAAUUGUCACUAUGAUAAUUUAAUUAUUCUGGAUUGGAGUCUAAAUGGAGUUCGAGCACACUUUCAUGAUUCUUCCUGCAUCUUAGGAACAGUUACCGUGCCUGCAUCUGUAUCUUCCUUAACAUUUCAAGGCACUGACUACUGGGAGUUACUAGUUUCUAUUCAGGGGUUAAUACUUUCAUCAUCUUGGUCUUCCAUUAGCAACCAUGAGCUACUUUGGGGGCCAUCUUCGCCAAGUAGUACUCCUGUACUGAAUAUUCGAGCAAGAAGAGAAAAAAGGGACAUAUUGCUUCCCUCGAUUGAAAUUAGUUUUGGUAUUCAGCAUGUUUGCUGCGUAUUACCAUCUGAAUUUCUGGCUUUAGUGAUUGGUUACUUUUCUUUGCCUGAAUGGACUGCUAAAGGAAAUGAGCAUUGCACUACUGGAAGUGAGGACUUAGAAAAUGCUCAAAGUGCACAUACCAAUCUCAUAUACAAAUUUGAGAUACUUGAUUCCACUCUGAUCUUACCUUUGGAAAGCCAUAGUGAUUACUGUCUACAACUUGGAUUUCCACAGUUAAUCAGCAGUUUCAUUCCGAUGAGGAAUUCAGCAGAUGCUGCUCGGGACAUUCCUUUUGAUUGCAUGAUUCUGGAUUGUACAGUUGUUGACAAAACUGAUGUCAUCAAUAUAUUUGGAAGAAGUGCAUAUUUAUCUCUGGUAUUGCUCGAGAAUCAUACAAAUUUCCCAUUAAAGAUUGAUGAAUAUACAUCCAAGAGAAAUAUCCCUCUUAUUGCACAGUUGGAUGCUGAUAUGUGGAUUUGGAUGCCUUGUAAAACAAAGUAUUCUUCCCAAAAAUUUGCUUUGCCCACUCUGAUCAUGAUGAGAGCAGGCCUUUGUAAGUUGAUUGCUGAAGAUGACAACUUUUUAUGUGGACUUAAAGCAGCCACUGGUGUUUUUGAUCAGUUUUCAUCCGUUGGCAAAGAAUCUGAAAUGUACAAUUUUGAUGUCUUGCAGUUUUUGAAACUCAAGAAAUCUCUUAAAGAGGAUGAUGCUGUUUUUCUUGACAUUUCAAAUGAAUCAAUUGUUAACAUGAAAUUUUGUGUUAAGGCACUGUCAGUAUUGUUCUCGUGCUUGAAGAUAGAAGAUCCUAGUUCCUCAGAGAUCAUUGCAAAAACAGACAUGCAACUUAAUUUAUCUGCCAUAUUUAGAAAUGACAUUCCACAUUGUAUUGAUGUUGAUAUCCCAUGUCUAGUUCUUCAUUCUGUCCGCAGCUAUGUUCCAUUAGUAUCAUUUGUCUCUGACAGUUCUAAUUCUUCGAAUCUUUGCAUCAGUUUCUCUAGUUCUGGCGGGGGAGAAGCGGCACUUGUGGUUGCUGUACCUUCUCUUGAUAUUUGGUUAGAUUUGUCAGAUUGGAGUACUAUCAUUGAUCUUUUCUGUUCUUAUACAAGGCACUCUGGCAGUACAUCAUGGUCAUCUGAUGCAAAUAGGCAAUCUGAAUCUCAUAUACUUCCAGACCCUUUUGUUUCACCUGGCUCUGCAUCUAAACGAAGCAUGCAAGAGGAUGUUAAUUUGACUAUCAGGUCUGAGAAUAUUACAAUUGCACUGUAUUUACCUAUCUGGGACAACGAGGAAGACUUUGUAAAAUCUGAAAGGAAUCGAGUACAGGGACUUUGUCUUCGGGAGUUCUCAUGCCAUAAAUUGGCAGAGAGUGUACUGUCGUCUAAAUCAAACCACUGCAAGCAUGUAAAACUUACAUUUCAGAGUAAAAAUUCUGAAUUGGCCUUAGGUAAGAGCUAUGUGAUGUUGACAUGUAAUUUGGAAAAGGUGAAGGUGAUGCUGGAGAUAGUUCAAAACCAUAAAGCUAUUUCCAUUCCAUUUAUACAUAUACCCCAGGUUAAAGUUGGGGCUAGUUUAUCUGGAAAGCAUAAAGAAUCACUGCAGACCUUUAUUGAAGUUCAAGUUGAAUCCUUAGAUGUGGGAUUUUCACAUCAAAUUUUCAAUUUCUGGAGUUGCAGUCAUUUUAAAAUUCCUGAAACAACAUCUUCCCGUAUUUCGCACCAUUAUGUUGCUUUUAAACUAUGCUUAUGGAAGGGCUCUCUGCUGUUAAGUGAUGGAAGGUGCUGUCAUGGACCAAUCCUAGAGACUUUGAUGAAGAACAUACUAGUUGAAUUCACAAGAACAGAAGAUGUCUUGGAAGGUUUAGCUGAUGCAGAUCUCUUAGUUAACUACAAUAACAUCGACAAGGUUAUGUGGGAACCUUUUAUAGAGCCAUGGAGCUUUCAAGUAAAAUUAAUAAGAAAACAUGCAGGGCAUGCCCUCCUGGAUGCAUCUACAACUACAGAUGUAUAUCUGAAAUCAACAGAUCAGCUUAAUUUGAACAUAACAGAACCUCUGAUUGAGGCCAUUUUCAGAUUAAAUCAAAUGAUCAAGAAUGCUUUGAAUCAGAAUGAACCAGAUGAGUUUCAAGGAAAUCAGGAAAUCAAUGGAUUUAAAAACACUGAUGAAAUACAUACCAGAAGAUAUGCCCCUUACAUUCUCUGCAAUGAUACGUCCUUGCCAUUAACAUUCGAGUUGUUCCGAGGUCCUGUUAAUGCAGGAAAUGCUGGAGGCUUCUCAAAUAAAGACAGAAAUACUGUUCAACCAGGUUUUUCACUUCCAAUUUAUGUUGAACCAACUCUUGAUGAACAUUUUUUUCAACAUAGGACUUAUUCCUCCGAAAGACUUAUCGAAAAAAAGAUGAGUGCUGUGGCACAUCAUAUGAUCUCCAUUCAAUUUGAUGGAACUUCUGGUCCUUCCAAACCAAUGUCGAUGGACCUUGUGGGCAUUAGCUACUUCGAGGUAAAUUUCUCUAAAAGUAAGCAGCCUGCAUUUACAGAAGUAGACAGAGAUAGUGAUAUCCCAGAACAUGGUCGAAAAAAUGACGAACGAUAUAGAAGUGAUCAGAACAAUGGAUUAGUUGUUCCUGUGGUCUUUGAGGUUUCUAUGCAGCAUUAUAGCAAGAUGAUACGAUUGUAUUCCACUGUUGUACUUUUCAAUGCAACAUCAGUGCCCCUAGAGCUACGAUUUGAUAUCCCAUUUGGUGUUUCCUCAGAGAUCCUUGGACCGAUACUUCCAGGCCAAGAGAUUCCAUUGCCACUGCAUUUGGCUGAGGCAGGUCAUAUUAGGUGGCAUCCAGUUGGCAUUCCUUAUUUGUGGAGUGAAGCACAUUCACUAUCAAAUAUACUUUCACAGGAAAAUAGGCUUGGGUUCAUGAGAUCAUUUGUGUGCUAUCCUUCACAUCCUAGCAGUGAUCCAUUUCGUUGUUGCAUUUCAAUUCAAGAUUAUAGCUUGUCUCCAUCGGGUGCUGCAAGAAAAUGCUCGUCACUUAAUGUUCGUGGGACUGAGCAACCAACUGUAAAAGAUAAUGGUCAAAGAGUAUUUGAGUCAAAUUUUACAAAGAAACGUUUUAUACGCCGUGUGAGGUUGACAACUCCUUUGUUGGUGAAAAGCUAUCUUCCCACAUGCUUAUCAUUGACGGUGGAUAGCGGUGGAAAUACACAUUCCAUUUCCCUUUCAGAGGUAGAUACUGCUUCUGUUUUCCUUGUUGAUUCAGCACAUGAUCUGGGAAUCACAUUUUCUAUACUAGGAUUCAGGCCUAUCAGCUCCAAAUUUCCUCGUGCAGAGUCAUUUUCUGCUAUGACCAAGUUAAAUGGCUCCAAAUUCUGUGUGUCUGAGACUCUGACCUUCUAUUCUAAUAAUACUUGUAGCGGUCCUACAUCUGUGACACUAGACAAGUCUAUGGAUGCAUUCUGUGGUGCACGGGAGAUGUGCCUAUCUGUUCCAUAUUUGCUGUAUAAUUGCACGGGUUUGUUGCUUACAGUUGUAGAUAGUAUCCAUGAAAGAAAUGGAGGUGCCUCUGUUAUUCCUUCAAAUUACCAUGUGGUUGGGCAUAGACAACUUUCAUCUGAGGAGCAUGGCCUUGCCCUUCUAUCUUCUGAGAUGGAAUCAUCUUCUGCUCGUGUGGAUAUUAAUAAAUCUGUAGACUCAUCAAAAAACUUUGCUAUAUCUGCACAAGAGAAUUACAAGAUGCACUCAUAUAGGCCUUUAAACAGUCAUUUCCCAUCUAAACUUUCUUAUGGGAAUUCUACAGAUGCUACAGGAGCUUCUCACUACAGUUUGACUGACAAUGGAAUUUAUUCAUCAAGAAAGAUUGAAGAUGGUGCUGCCUAUGUGCAAAAUGUAGAGAACAGAAGGGCAAAGGCAUAUAUGUAUGCUCCUUGUGGUCAUAUUCCUGCUACUGAACUUUCAGUUAAAUUGAGUGCAUCUUUACCUCAGAGCAAACCUGAAAAUAGCAAUAGACCAGUUUGGUCAAAUUCAUUCCCUCUUGUCCCAGCAAGUGGUUCAACUAAUGUGACUAUCCCUCGACCAGAUGCCUCUGGUGCGUUCCUAAUUUCUUCUAUAUCAAUACCAGUUGCUGGAGAACUAUCAGGGAGGACGAGGGCUAUUACUUUCCAACCAAGAUAUAUUAUUUGUAAUGCAUGCAACAAGGAUUUGUACUAUAGACAGAAAGGAACUAAAAUGCUUCAUCAUUUGGGUGUUGGACAACAUUCUCAUCUUCACUGGUCUGACACAACAAGUUGUUGCAGAGAAUUGCUUGUUUCCAUUCGGUUUGGUGAACCUGGAUGGCAAUGGUCAGGCAGCUUCCUUCCUGAUUGCCUUGGAGAUGCUCAAGUGAAAAUGCGAAAUUAUGUUUCUGGUGCAUCAAACAUGGUUCGAGUUGAAGUACAAAAUGCUGAUUUGGCCAUCAGUGAUGAAAAUCUCAUCAAGAACUCUAAUAGAAAUAAUGGGACCCAGCUGAUUCUUUUAUCUGAUGACAAGACUGGCUUUAUGCCAUACAGGAUAGACAAUUUCUCGAUGGAGAGGUUACGAAUCUAUCAACAAAGGUGCGAAUCCUUUGAAACCAUUGUGCAUUCUUAUACAUCUUGCCAAUAUGCUUGGGAUGAACCAUGCUUCUCUCAUCGUCUUGUUGUUGAGGUGCCUGGAGAGCGAAUUUUGGGAACAUAUAGUCUUGAUGAUGUAAAAGAAUAUGUGCCUGUGUACUUACCUCCAACAUCCGAGAAACCAGAAAGAAGACUUUAUAUCUCUGUACAUGCUGAAGGAGCAAUUAAGGUUCUCAGUAUUGUCGAUUCAGGUUAUCAUAUCGUGAAAGAUAUGAAAGAGACUAGCUUUUUUGGAUUUAAAGAAAAAAAGAACGUUGAUCAAAAACAGGAUUGUUAUUCUAAUUUCACUGAAAUGGUUACAUUACAUCUGCCAUUUCUUGGGAUCUCCUUAAUCAACUCUUCUCCACAGGAAUUGGUUUUUGCAUGCGUAAAGGAAAUCACAGUUGUUUUAAUGCAAAGUUUGGAUCAGCAGAAGAUUUCAUUCAAAAUCUUAUCCCUGCAAAUUGAUAAUCAGUUGCCUGAUACUCCAUAUCCUAUUAUGCUAUCUUUUGAUAAUGAACAUAGAGGGCGAUCAAUGAAUUUCUUGAAAAACAAAGAAAAUAGGUUAAGGUUCCAGCAUGAGAAUAUCAGUGCUUCUUCAUUUGACAGUUCCCUUGAACCAAUCUUUUACUUAGCUGCAGCCAAGUGGAGGAAUACAGAUACAUCAUUGGUGUCCUUUCAAUAUAUAAAUUUAGGUUUGGCCCCUCUUUGUAUCGAGCUUGAAGAGCAAGUUCUCUUGAGUUUGUUCGAAUAUUUUAGAACUGUGUCUUCUAGAUUGCAGGGCAGAAGCUUACAGAAAAGUUUUGAACUGCGGACUUUAGACUAUGGUAUAGAUGUUCUAAUAGAGAGCCCAGUUCUUGAUUACAAGUGUAGAAAUUCUGAAUUUGUGGAAAUCCCGAAAAAGAGUGGACUAUUACCCUCUGUUGUUCCAAUUGGAGCUCCAUGGCAGCAGAUUUAUCUUUUAGCAAGAAGCAAGAAGAUGUAUGUGGAAGUGUUUGAAUUGGGUCCCAUUGUGCUGUCUUUAAGUUUUUCAAGCACUCCAUGGAUGGUUAAGAAUGAAGUUCGUGGAGAUUUGGAACCUUUUAUUCACAUCACCAGUACUAUGUUUCAGAGAGGUUUGAUGGCCCUUGUUGAUGUUGAAGGAGUACCUGUUCAUCUUAAACAACUAAUACUAGGACAUCUUAUGGCUAGCUGGGAAUCAAUCCAAGAGAUCCUUAUUAGACACUAUACGAGGCAGUUGCUUCAUGAAAUGUAUAAGGUUUUUGGUUCUGCUGGUGUUAUAGGAAAUCCUAUUGGCUUUGCAAGGAAUGUUGGGCUUGGUAUCAGGGACUUUCUAUCUGUUUCUGGCAAGGAAAUUUUACAGAGCCCUGGUGGACUAUUAACUGGUAUAGCACAUGGUUCAAAGAGUCUUCUUAGUAGCACAGUCUAUGCCAUAAGCAGUGCUACUACUCAGUUCAGUAAAGCUGCUCAUAAGGGUAUUGUUGCUUUUACAUUUGAUGAACAGGCUGUGUUUGAAAUGGAUGAACAGCAGAAGCAUCCAGAUUCACACGGAAAAGGCGUUUUAAAUGAAUUUUUAGAGGGUCUUACAGGAUUACUUCAAUCCCCAAUCAGAGGUGCUGAAAGGCAUGGCCUCCCUGGAGUUCUUUCAGGAAUAGCAAUGGGAACUGCUGGACUGGUGGCAAGGCCAAUGGCUAGCAUUCUUGAAGCCACAGGCAAAACAGCACAAAGCAUCAGAAAUCGUAGCAGCCCCCACCAAUCCAGCCGCUUCCGCAUCCGGUUCCCAAGGCCUUUAGCUAGAGAACUUCCCUUGUCGCCAUACUCAUGGGAGGAAGCAAUUGGGGUGUCAAUGCUUCUACAAGCGGAUGGCUCCAGACUAAAGGACGAGAUAUUUGUUAUGUGCAAAAUGCUCAAACAUGCAGGGAAGUUUGCUAUUAUCAGUGAGAGGCUUGUUUUGGUUGUUUGGUGCUCUUGUUUAGUGAGCUUGCGCUUGCCAGACUUUUCUGGUGUUCCUCCUGAUCCAGGGUGGGUUAUAGAAACAGAAAUGGCUCUGGAGAGCAUUGUCCACAUAGAUAGGACAGAGGAGAUGGUGAAUAUUGUUGGAAGCAAAGCGGAAACACUAUCCAAGCAGAAAAAGCGUAGCAUGAGGAAUAGACCUUGGGUUCCCCCUACAUCAGCGCCUCUUUUUCAUUUGAGUGUUGAAUUACCAAACAAGGAAGAAGCUGAGGAUACUCUGCAGGUUUUGUUGUCUGCAAUUGAGCAAGGGAAGUUGCGAAGGUGGGGGGUGCACAUGCUUCACCGAAACAAUCUCAGAUGAAAAGUAAAAUGAAUGACAUCUUGUUUCGUCUAAGAAUUGAAUUUUACACCUUAAUGCCUGACCAACCAAUGAGCGCAUUGUACCUUUUCUACAUCAAACAUUGGUGGAUAGCAAGUCUGUUGGGUAGAUUGCAUGAUAUGCCAACUGUACAUAGUUAGAAGUGGCGGAAGAACAUUAAGGAUUGUGUACAAAUGAAAAUGCAAUUCAUAGCCCUUAUUGUACAGUAUGUAAAGCAUUUAAAGAACUUUUUAGCAUAAGGAUAUAUAACAAUGUGGCUAAUGUAACUACUUGUGAGGGAAAAUUAAUGCUACUUAGUAGGUGGCAGUUUUUUGUUGUAAUACCAAUUGCUCAAUAAAAUAAAAUGGGUAGCCUGUGAACUAGCAUGAUGUCA